CCCGCGCACAGUGACUGCCCCGCAGCCGCGACACGCGACAUCAUACGCGCGGACCACUCCGUCUUCGCAAGGCGGACGCAUUCAGGACGCUACCACGGUUGUCGCGCCGCGAUGAUGCGUCACCACCGCCGCCGCGGCACGGCCGUCGCUCUGAAAGAAAUGUUUUUCCGGUUGGUGAUUAUGUUGAUGCUCUCUAUGGAGGUGUGUUGGGGUUCAGAUCCGCCGAAAUCUUACGGACCGUCUUCAUCGAAAGACAGUUACCAAAACAAUUACGAGCCCGAGAUCCAAAGACCACUAGCUGUGUUCACCGAAAGACCGGUGAACGUGGCCAACUUUGUACUAAUCCCAGUGGUACAAGUCCCGUCCUCAGACUUAAGGGUGAUUUAUAGACCGCAGAUCGACAGUGUUUCGAAAACCGAACCAAUAGUAAUGUGUAAAUCGUUGACAAAAUCAAUCGAAGCUACGCCAGCGGUGCAAGUUCCGUUACAGCAACCGUUCUACCUGUACGACGAGUAUACAGUCAUCCCGUUCCCGAAGACCGUGACCAUUCUGCACGGCGGAUACCGCAUGUCGAUCCCAGUCGGCGUGGUCGUAGCACCUGUCCCCGUGGGCGUGCUCAGAUCCGGUCCGGUGUUCGUCACCACCCUGUACGCCAUACCCGCAAGCCCGUUGCCCACACCGUUGCCAUUCAGUUUUCAUUCCAAUAAACAUAGAUUUGUGCCGUAUCAGCCCGCCUAUCCGGCGCCACAGUCGUACUCGGUAGCAGGACCACCGUCACCGUAUACUCAAGCAGGACCACCAUCGCCAUACUCUCCAGCAGGACCUUCGUCACCGUACUCUUCAUCAGGACCUUCGUCAUCGUACUCUCCAGCAGGACCUUCUCACACUCCAGCAGGACCUUCCCACACUCCAGCAGGACCUUCGUACUCCCAUCCAGCACCUCCAUCUCCGUACUUGCCAGCAGCACCUCCGUCUCCACCGCUGUACUCGCACUCUGUCUCGCAAUACUCGCACCCGGCCUCACAGUACUCGCACCCUGUGCCUCCAGCACCAACCUACUAUAGCAAUUCCGGAGGUGACUACAGCGAAGACGGGCCACCCGGCAAACUCUACUCGCAGCUAGCCGCUACGACGUUCCAAAACUCCAAAGAAUCGCCACUGCUACAACAGCUUAGGGAAGAGUCGGAGAAAAACCGCAAGAAAUACGUGCCACCGUCGUUUUCCAACCAGUAUCAAACAAUAGACGCGUAGAGUUCGAUUGGUGAUCGAUCGAGUUGCCGUUGCUUUUAUUUUUUACUCUACGAAGCCUAUUUUUUUGUACAUCUAAACUCUAUACAGUUCAGUUUAGGUUGAAAUAUUUUAUAAACACAAGACUAUAUUUUAUAUAAUUAUUUUU
This is a messenger RNA of Sipha flava (yellow sugarcane aphid), 1396 nucleotides long. Its product is annotated as DNA-directed RNA polymerase II subunit RPB1-like. The transcript has 4 exons. The coding region runs from base 112 to 1251 and encodes 379 amino acids. The record is from RefSeq and is a predicted model, not a curated record. NCBI's taxonomy places the organism in Eukaryota, Metazoa, Arthropoda, Insecta, Hemiptera, Aphididae.